CGUGAAUCCUGGUUGUUAUAGAUGUUGGACAGAAUGACUGUGGGUCUACCAAAACAGAAAAAAUCACAGAGAGUAAUCGAGCGACACUUCCUUUCUAGGCGAGCGGUAGUAAAUGUGGUUGAGCUUGUGUGGAUUCUGUGCGUACUUGCGGAUCACGCCUGUUUUUGUCCUUUCACGGGACAUGAGUCCGACAUGCACUGCUCUUCCUUGGUUCACAGCUGUCCUUUAUCCUCUCCCCAAUUGAUGCACAUCCCUCAUGCCAAUCCACAUUCUGAUACGUUAUAAGUAGGAUCCUUUGUUGUAGCUGUAGAUUGCAUCUAAUUCUAAUUUCUAUUCUGGCGUUUGCGGUGGUAUCUCCAUAUGUGAAAAAUUGGUUGACUAGUUGAGUUUGAGUUUGGUUUUCGUGACUAGUAAAAGCUGUCAUAGAAUGACGUGUUUUCGAGUUCACAGAAUAAACAUAGUUCCAGUUUAUUUCGUCGGCUGUGCGCCAGUCAAUUUUUUUAUCUGAAAGUCUUCAAAAUCUUGGUUUAUUCCUUACGGAUUAUUUUUAGUGUCUUUUUUUCUUUCCCAUGAUCAUGGCAGCCACCGAGACUAUCUAAAAAGAUAGAAGAUGGAGUUGUUGCCCGUGACAUCUACAUCGGCCACUAGUGGGUCACUUGUUGCACAGGAGAGGUCGAAAUCGUCCUCAUCCGGCAGUGAGCACCAUGAGGGAAUGAAAAUGCGCAAGGCUUCCCGCGUGACACGAAAUCCACAUGCCUCUGAAAAAGCACCAGCGGACGAAGCUGAAUUGUCGCGGAGGUGUCGAAGUCGGAAUGAGAUGGUGUUCGAGCUCUGGAAAAACGCGGAAGGCGCGCCCGUCUCGGAUUACGCGAAGAGCGGGAUGUACGAAGUGCGUUUGCACCAGCAUUGCCAACGAGAACACCAAGGAGAUAAGAUAGGUGAUGGCGCACAGCAGCUGCAGGGAGGCAAAAAUGGAGCUGCACGAGGACCCGUACUACAACAGAAUGGAGGUGCUGGAGGAGAGGCGCCUUCUGCGUUUCCUCUCGCGGACAUACGAGUUUGGGGUCCGAGGCAGUUUCAACCUGGCUACAACGACGAAAAAGUUCGAUUGGAGUUUUUCUUUGAUGGAAGCUUUGACUAUUCCAACGAAGAGCUAGUGGAAGGGUUCACGCGCGGCCUAAGACAGUGUUUGGAGGAGGCGAUCGCAGUCGGGAUCAAGGAAACACAAAGGGAGUAUAUGGAGGAACACGUCAACGGGAAAAUGAGUAUUGGGAACAACAACAACAACAACAAUCACAGCAGUUCAGGAGCUUUCGAGGAUCAAUUUGACCAUAAUAAAUCGGACGACGCGCUUUCCUCUACGAAUAAAACAAGCAAAUCCGGUGGAGGGUCAACGGGCUCGAGCUUUGCCGGAUUCUCAUCAACUGAGUCACUUCUUGGAGAGGGGUCUUCGACUCCACCCUUGAAUCUUGAGGUGGAGCACUAUCGGGAAGCGGGCUGCAUGAUCCAAUUUGUCGUAGCGCGUUGCUCAGUGGGCGUCGGAGCAGCGGAGCUGAUAGCUAAGGCUAAUCAUAAUGAUCCAUCACUUGCUGUAUGUUUCUCUUGUUGUUGAUUCUGAAGUGAGAACCUAGGUGAGAUGCACACAUGACAUGACCUAGGUAAAAGGAAACUAACAACAGUAGCAGGAUGGAUCAAGAUUGCGUCUAGUAGCUCUAAUCUAUGCCAACAAGUGUUCCCAGAGUAUUUCCGAUCCAAGUGCAGGGCCUUCCAAGUGAACGAGACCGCUCCAAUGCCUCUCUGGAUGUAUCCACUAUACGUCCUGGUUUUCCUUUUCGUGCUUCUCUUACUGAUGGCGUGGAGACAGGCUUUUGUGUAGUUCAUUGAGCAGUUGAUCUCCCAUUCUUGUUGUCUUGUCAACGACUGACGCGCAUCAUGUUGUAGUAGCAUCAGAUCUUUUAUUGAGAUUAGAAUGCCGGAUUGCAAUGUUGUACCUCACGUGUGCAAGGAAGUCUGAUGGCCGCCAGGCAUCCUCCUGUCGAAUAAU
Amoebophrya sp. A25 is the source of this 2044-nucleotide messenger RNA. Lineage: Eukaryota; Dinophyceae; Syndiniales; Amoebophryaceae. The record is from the annotation of a GenBank genome assembly.